GUCUCAGGAGAUCUCUGAUUAUUAAGCCUUCAGCUAAAGACUCACCAUGACUUCUCCAUCUGUACUUGCUGGAUUGUUGGCGGCGUUUGCCUGUCUUCUUCUUCCAUUCUGUGCUGCUCAAGCAACUUGCAGAGGUCGCUGUGGAGAGCCGUUCUCACGGGGCCAGGUCUGCCAUUGUGACUACAGAUGUCUCUUCCAUAAUGAGUGCUGUGAAGAUUUUGAGUCUACAUGCACCACUAGUGGCUCUUGUGUAGGACGAUGCGGUGAGCCCUUCAAGCGCGGUCAACAGUGUGACUGUGAUCCCAACUGUGUCCUCUACAACCAGUGCUGCCCUGACUUCCAGACUCAAUGCAAUGCGGAAUCUCCAAAGAACACACCAAUGAAGAAGCCAGACCUCAAACUUGAGGCACCUCUAACACCUACCAGUGAGAGUGAGGAAAUGACCGCAGAGCAGUUUGAUAAUGAGUUUCCAAACUCCCUCGCUGCUCCUGUCCAGCAACCAGAAGAAACAGUUGUGGAAACACCAGUCCCACCCAUCAAGGUUCUUGUGGCUCCCCUGGGCCCAAAGAAUACAGACGGGUACGAGCCCAUACGGGUUGUGGUACAGGAAGUGUUGCCUUCACAUGAUGGAGCCAUUCAUGGUAUGGAUCCAGCAGUACCAGAACUAGGACCUGCUGCUUCAGCAACAUUGCCAGCUGGUCUUCAGCCAAUUGCUGUGAUCGUCGGAGAGACAGAGCAUCAGGUGGCUCCAUCCAGCCCAGCCAACCCCUUUGGCCCCGACUCCACCUCAGGGAAGCCUGUCGCCACCGUCUCUCUGGAAGUCAGAGUCUCCGCCUCCAAAACAGCUGAAGGCCCCGAGCGACCCAGCACGCUAGCAGAUGUCGCUGAAGCCCUUGCGUCCAGUAACCCUGACGGCUCUCUUACAAACCUCUGCAAUGGCCAGCUCAUUAACGGAGUGACGGUUCUACUCAACGGAACAAUGGUCGUCUUCCGAGGUCACUUCUUCUGGACUCUAGAUGUUAACUUUACACCCAGCCCUGCUCGCAGGAUCACAGAAGUGUGGGGUGUCCCCUCGCCCAUUGAUGCAGUCUUCACCCGCUCCAAUUGCCAAGGCCAGACCUAUAUCAUCAAGGGGAACAACUACUGGAGGUUUGAAAAUGGUGUAAUGGAUCCAGGUUACCCCAAGACCCUUUCUGUUGAAUUUAAUGGCCUGUCUGGGAAGAUUACGGCAGCUCUGUCUGUGCCUGCCACCAGGAGGAGGCCAGAGUCUAUAUAUUUCUUCAAAAAAGAGGGCCUCGUACAGAGAUACUCCUACGAAGCUGGGGCCGUGCCUACCUGUGGAAAGAAGUUCCCCGUCUACAGCGGCGAAAAGUCCCCUGCAGGAGAAGCAGAGAUCGGCCUGGGUAACGAGAUCAACAUAAAACUAACAUGGAAAGGAUUCCCGUCUACCGUGACCUCCGCUGUGUCCACACCUAAUCCACGCAAAUCUGAGGGAUACGACUACUAUAUCUUCUCUAAUGACAAGUACCACAACGUUAAAGUCGUCGGAGAUCGGCUGGCACCGGUCUCUGCCCUGCCCCGCGGCGCCAAGAACACGGAACGCCACUGGCUGAGAUGCCUGUAGGUGGCGCUGAAGAACGACCUAACGGG
Messenger RNA from Brienomyrus brachyistius, 1650 nucleotides. It is a transcript of the gene prg4a, whose product is annotated as proteoglycan 4a. The record is from RefSeq and is a predicted model, not a curated record. The transcript is spliced from 14 exons. The coding region runs from base 47 to 1624 and encodes 525 amino acids. Lineage: Eukaryota; Metazoa; Chordata; Actinopteri; Osteoglossiformes; Mormyridae.